Messenger RNA from Debaryomyces fabryi, 495 nucleotides. RefSeq lists its product as uncharacterized. The record is from RefSeq and is a predicted model, not a curated record. Lineage: Eukaryota; Fungi; Ascomycota; Pichiomycetes; Serinales; Debaryomycetaceae. The coding region runs from base 1 to 495 and encodes 164 amino acids. The transcript has a single exon.
AUGCAAUUCUUAUCAGCAAGAUCCUUAUUGUAUGUUAGGGUGUUAUUAUUAGCUAUUAUUGCCUUUUUUUGCAUAAAGGAUCCUUCAGUUUUGUUGGAAUCCGGAUUUGCUGUGCUUUUAGGUCAAGCUAUGCAAUUAAAUAUUAUCCUACUUGACACUUCCAACCCAUUAAUAGGUAUAACAGCCGUUACAUUUGCAACUUUAGCAAUUUCUGAUUUGAUUCCUUUAUUGGCUGAUAAUAUUGAAUAUUUUGAAACUAUUGUACCAACAAGAUUAUUCCUUUACUUCGGAUUAGCAGCAUACUCAUACGUGACUAAGUCGCCAAUUUUCAGCAACAACAUUAUCUUUGUAUACUCAUUCUUUGAGAUAUGGUUUAAUUUCUUGAUUUACAAUAAUUUGAGAGAUGAAAGAUAUUAUAGAAUCAAGAAGUUUAUCGAAGAAAAUGGUGACAAAUUGAAUCCCGAUGAAGCCGUAAGGGUCGCUGAAGUUGAUUAA